UACCUCUUCAUCCGAGUUAUGUUUUACGCUGCAGCUCGCCGCUAGCUCGAAAAUACUUUGCAGUUUUUCGCUGUUAUUUUUCCAAUAGAGUCUCAUCGCCUUGAUUAUGCUUGCUGUCCACCGUGCAACUAGCGCCACGUUUCUGGGAAUUAUCGGAUGACCCACGUCAAAUUGUUAAGGCCCAUUCCACCGACACAACAGCGACAGUAUAAAAGGCAAGGUACUCGCUUGAACGCAGCAAACAUUCCGAGAAGGCAGUAUUUAUGCCGAAUCCCAGCGCGCCGGCGGAAACUUCGAUUACUCUCGACCCGUUUAUCAACAAUCCCGGCGAUGACAGUACCCGCAUUCAUAUGGACGUACCGUCAUCCUCCGCGGGGGCCUUCCGCGACGAUCCGCCCUCCUAUAAAGAGGCCACGCACAGCACACCGAUGCUUGACGCGUCGGGAGAGGAUCUUCCGACAGAGCCCCUUAACCUUCCCCUACCGCCACUGUACGAAGAUCUAUUUGGACCCGGACAGCCUCCCGCGUUUGUGCCUUCGGAAGGACGGGAUUGGGAAGAUCCGGAGGUGGCUUGUGAUGAGUUUUGUAACGCCGUCAACUGCUGCCGCAUGAUCGUGCAGUGUGGUAUCAUCAUGGGGAUCGUCUUCCUUGUUCUGGCGCGCAACACGAUCACCGAUGUGACCUGGCCGCUUUGGACCGGAUGGAUACUGUUGGGAGUGUUCGGUCUGUGGUACAUCAUUGAUACAUGCUGCUAUAACUCCAAUAUGAAAUUCCUCAGCAAUGUCUUGUCCAUUGCGGAACUAGAACAACACGUGCAAAGCAUCCGAUCAGCAAAAGCGGAGAUUGCAUGGCACAUGGAAUGUUUCCACCACGAAAGGCGCACACGUACGGUAACCACGGGCACCGGGCGCAAUCGCCACACCCGAAUACAGUCUUACACGGUCAAAGUAACCACAUGGAGUGGAGAUGCAUCCUUCGAAUACGCCCACUGCGAAGAGGUCUCUAGUCCUCAGCAACUGGAUGCCAUCGAAGCCUUUAAGCAGACCCGCAUCAAGUUUUCGAAGCAGUUCGUCCUGGCCGACAGCGCGGCGCGAACGGCCUUCGAAGGGCAACGCGAUGGAUUUGUCGCCAUCAAUCGCUUGCGGGACAAAGAGUACAGUCUCACUGAGUCCUUUGAGAUUGCCGGUUUCGAGCCGGCGCUGAUGGCCUCGACAACGGAAGAUAAGCCGUUCUUUUUACAGAUGCACUGCUAUAUUUUGGCGGUAUUUUUAUUGCUGGAACUGCCGUUUAGUUUGAUGAUCAAGAUGCAGUCACGGCGGAUGGAUUAUGCAUAUAGCAGAUCCGUGCUCGGCAUGGCAGCAUCAUUGCCCGGAUUCCAUGGGGAUGGGCCUAGCAGCGCAGCUGUCAACAGUGACAUUGGAUCCUACGAACAUAAUGGGAACGCCGUAAACGUCGUGCUGGAAUUGUCUAUUCGUAUUCGUCCCGAUCAGCCACCUUCCUACCAGGAAAUCCUCCACGAAACGGCGAACGCUACUGGUAGACCGUCGUUACCUUCCGGCUCAACUUCAGACGCAAUUCUCCCGCCAUUGCCGCCCGUAUACGCUGAUGUCAUCCACAAUGAACGUCCUUUUGCCAGCCACCCCGAAGAUGCGCGCGCAUGGCAGAACAUGGGCACGGCCUGCAGCGAAAUGUUCAGCAAGUGCAUCACGUACUGGCGCAUCUGCCUGCUCGUGGGCAACAUCACCGGCCUGGUCCUAGCGUCUCUUUACUUGUGGGAAGAGGACCGAAAACGGGAGGGAAUUGCUGGCGUCGUGACGUUCGUGGUAUGCUAUAUACUUUACUUAAUAGAGGCCUUCUGCUGUAAUUCCAGUAUGGCGUUCCUGACGAAUUUCAUUGAUGUGGCAAAUCUGAACGAGCACGUGGAGUCGGUCCGAGCCGGUGCGCCUUCCAUCGUAUGGCACAUGAGAUGCUAUCAUAACAAGCAUCGUAAUCAGUCAUCGGGAAAAGUUGUUACAACCCGCAUCGAGGAAGUGAACACUUGGAAAGGAGCACAAGCCUUUCAGUUCAUAUACUGGGAAGAUUUCUCUAGCGACCGGCAGCUGGAUAACAUCGGAGUCUACAAGAUGACACGCGUCAAAUUUUCCAAACGCUUCCUCCUGGCUGACAGUCUGACGCAAGCGGAGUUUGAGCGACAACGAAUGACGUUUAUCGCGGAAAACAAAUGGCGGGAUAAAUACUACGAGUUCAGUGAAACCUUCGAUAUUGCCGGAUUCGAACCGGCAGCGCUGGUCUCCACCAUUUCGGAGAGGCCGUUCUUUUUACAGAGGCGCUGGUAUGUGCUGGCGGUGUUGUUGUUGCUGGAGCUGCCGUUCAGUUUCAUGAUGAGAAUGCAGUCGACGCGACUGCAUUAUACCUACGUCAAAUAUAUACGAUAGAGUUACUUGCUCAAAUAUCUGUACAACAUG
Paramacrobiotus metropolitanus is the source of this 2465-nucleotide messenger RNA. RefSeq lists its product as uncharacterized. The coding region runs from base 264 to 2435 and encodes 723 amino acids. NCBI's taxonomy places the organism in Eukaryota, Metazoa, Tardigrada, Eutardigrada, Parachela, Macrobiotidae. The record is from RefSeq and is a predicted model, not a curated record. The transcript has 5 exons.